UAGUGUGUGUCCGUGUGAGAGCGGAGCAGAGAUUUGACUGUGCCCAGUCGUGUGAGAGGAUUCAAGCCGAGAGACAGGCACCCAGGCCGGGCAAAAGCAGCGUGGGACGCCGCUGUAGACCACGUGGAUCGAGGAACCUGUAGCCUUAGAUCAACGGACGAAGUGUGAAGAUAGAAGUCUGGUCACAGACAUCACGUCGCUUCUUUUCCUCUCCUCCUUUUCCCAAGUCCGUUCCUUCUAACAGUCAUCAUCAUGGCUUCCAAACUAAACCCGAAUGUCUUGUACGUCCAAGAACCGCGGGAGUCGAUGUCCUCACAGGAAUCUGACCGCCUAGCGCAGCCCGAACCCGGGGAAGAGAGCUCGGAUAGCGACGGCGAGCCGGACGAGACAGAGCAGAAGCUGAUCCGGAAAGUGUCCACGUCAGGACAGCUACGUGCCAAGAAAAGUGUAAAAGAAGGGAUCCUAUUGAAACAGACCAGUUCUUUCCAGAGAUGGAAGAGGAGGUACUUCAAACUGAGAGGCCGGACACUUUACUAUGCCAAAGACUCCAAGUCUCUGAUAUUUGACGAGGUGGACCUAUCAGACGCCAGCGUGGCUGAGACGAGUACCAAGAACAUCAACAACAGCUUCACGGUGAUCACUCCAUUCAGGAAGUUGAUGCUGUGUGCUGAGAGCAGGAAAGAGAUGGAGGAUUGGAUCGGUGCUCUGAAGUCUGUACAGAAAUGGGAAACUUACGAGGCCAGUCUAUUCAAUAUGGAACAUUUUUCUGGGAUGCAUAACUGGUACGCCUGCUCCCACGCCAGACCCACCUUCUGUAAUGUGUGUAGAGAGGCCCUCUCUGGAGUCACCUCCCAUGGACUGUCCUGCGAAGUGUGUAAGUUCAAAGCCCAUAAGCGCUGUGCGGUGCGCUCCACCAACACCUGUAAAUGGACCACGCUGGCCUCCAUAGGAAACGACAUCAUGGAGGAUGACGAAGGGGUCUCCAUGCCUCAUCAGUGGUUAGAGGGGAACCUGCCAGUCAGUGCAAAGUGUGUGGUGUGCGACAGGAACUGUGGCAGUGUCAGGAGACUGCAGGACUGGAGAUGUCUAUGGUGCAAGGCUAUUGUGCACAGCAGCUGUAAGGAGCAGAUGGGAAAGGCGUGUCCUCUGGGUCAAUGUCGGGUGUCAAUCAUUCCUCCCACAGCCCUCAAUAGUAUCGACUCUGAUGGCUUUUGGAAGGCCACCUCUCCCUCCUGCACCUCCCCUCUCCUGGUGCUGUGUAACUCUAAGAGCGGAGACAACCAAGGGGUUAAGUUUCUAAGGAAAUUCAAACAGCUGCUCAACCCUGCACAGGUCUUUGACUUGAUGAACGGAGGACCACAGCUGGGUCUGCGUGUGUUCCAGAAGUUUGCUACGUUUCGUAUCUUGGUGUGUGGCGGGGACGGCAGUGUUGGCUGGGUCCUGUCUGAACUGGAUAAACUCAACCUGCACAAACAAUGUCAGCUAGGUGUCCUCCCUCUGGGUACAGGUAAUGACCUAGCCAGGGUCCUGGGAUGGGGAGGACUAUGUGAUGAUGAUGCUCAACUGCUACAGAUCCUGGAGAAGCUGGAGCGAGCCACCACCAAGAUGCUUGACAGGUGGAGUGUGAUGACAUACGAGCUGCCUACCAAACACUAUCCCAUGGUGAAGGAAGACGAUUUUAGUCCCGACUCCCCCUUACAGGUCCACAUCACUCAGUAUGCAGACUCUGUGGCCUCCCACCUCACCAAGAUCCUGGACUCUGACAAACAUACAGAUGUCAUAUCCUCUGCCAAGUUUUUGUGUGGAACGGUGAAUAAUUUUGUAGCGGAGGUGGGGAGAGCAUACGAGAGAGCCACAGAGAACAAGGAGGAGGCAGACACUAUGGCCAAGAAGUGUGCCCUGUUGAAUGAGAAGCUGGACAGCCUGGUAAAGGCUCUUAGUGAGGAGGCUGAUGCCCAGGUAGUCCCAGCCGGCAGUGUGCCACUCCAGGACGGGGACCAGGAGAGGGGUACAGACACCCCCGGAGGAGAACCCCGGCCCCCAUACAGGUCCAGAGAACAGCUGAUGCUGAGAGCUAACAGUCUGAAGAAAGCACUGAGACAGAUCAUAGAACAGGCUGAGCAAGUGGUGGAUGAACAGAACAAACACACUCAUCUCCAGCGCAUGUCUUCCUCCUCCUCCAUCAAGAGAGAGAACAGUGAGGAACUGAAAGAGGCAGAGCCAUGUCACGUCAGUUUAAGCCCCUCCUCCUCCACCAUCUUCCUGGAGAAACCAGAGAGUCUCAGCCCUCCGUCCUUCAACGAAGAUCAGUGCUCAGAGAAGUGUGUAAUGAACAACUACUUUGGGAUCGGUCUGGAUGCUAAGAUCUCCUUGGAGUUCAACAACAAGAGAGACGAACAUCCCAAGAAAUGCAGUAGUCGUACUAAGAACAAGUUGUGGUAUGGGGUGAUGGGCACCAAGGAACUGGUACAUAAGACAUACAAGAACCUGGAACAACGAGUACUGUUGGAAUGUGAUGGUGUACCUAUGUGUCUGCCUAGUCUUCAGGGUCUAGCUGUUCUCAACAUCCCCAGCUAUGCAGGGGGAAUCAACUUUUGGGGGGGUACCAAAGAGGACAACAAUUUUGGCGCUCCAUCGUUUGAUGAUAAGAAGUUAGAGGUGGUGGCUGUGUUUGGCAGUAUGCAGAUGGCUGUAUCCAGAGUCAUCAACAUCCAACACCACCGUAUAGCACAGUGUCGUCAGGUGAAGAUAACUAUCCUAGGGGAGGAGGGUGUACCAGUACAGGUGGAUGGAGAAGCAUGGAUCCAACCUCCAGGGAUAGUCAAGAUCACACACAAGAACAGAGCUCAGAUGCUUACCAGAGACAGGAACUUUGAGAGGACUCUAACAUCAUGGGAGGAUAAGAGGAAGAUUGACACGUACCGUUCCUCCAGGCCCCGCCUCAACUCUCAGCAGUCUAUGGAAUACCUCACAGAGGAGGAAUGUGCUCAAGUACAGCAGCUAGGGAUGGUGGCCGACACACUCAUCACUAGGAUAAGAGAGGCAGCUAAGACCCAUAAACUGGUGGAACAGGAGUUAGCCCAUGCUGUCAAUGCUAGUGCCAUGGUCCUCACUGAAGCGUUCCCAUCCAAACCAUCCAGCCCUGAGUGUCUGAGUCGCAGUACAGCAGUGGAGAUUGUGAACAGCAGUAAAGUCCUUCAGCUGGAGACCAGGAUGCUGCUGGAGGGGAAACUACUGCUGGACUCUCCCCAGGAAGAGGACCUUCUCUCUACUCUCAACUCUCUGAGCGCUGAGCUCCACAAGCUAGACGACAUACACUGGAUCUGCCCUGCCAUGCACUGCUCAGAGGAAGUGGAUGACUCUGUGAGGGUGAGUGGUAAGAGUAGUAUGAAGCUAAAGAUGAUGCCCAAGGUGCGGAAGGAGAGAGAGAAGCUCCACAAGCAGAGGUCCAACAGCUCUCUGUCGGUGGAGAGGUGGGAAAGUGAGGAGGUAGCUGCGUGGCUGGACUCUCUGGGGUUAGGGGAGUACAGAGAUAAUUUUCUCUCCAGGGACAUCCAGGGCUGCCAGCUCUCACAGCUGCAGCGGCACAACCUCAAGGAUCUUGGGAUAUUAAAGGUGGGGCAUGUGAGACGGAUCCUUCAGGCAAUUGAGGAACUUAACGAGGAGGCUUAACCAGACACCUGUCACCAUGGCAACCGGAGAGGGGGGGAAUAAAUGAUUCAAUGAUUCAAUGACCCUCUCCCCAUUCAGCUAUCACCUCCCCCUUGACUCUCAAUGUUCUCCAUUUUGUAAUCAGGGAGGAGCUGUUUUUAAUGAGGGGGCGUGGCUUAGCAUUUGCAUCACUGUUUGGUGUUCUGUUAUUGGUGCUGUUUGACCUGCUGACCAGGGAGGUGGGCGUGGCUUCUUGAUAGGCAAAUGGCCAAUCAGAGAAGAGGAAAGGAGAGAGUUUCUUAGCAACUUUUGUUUCCUUGACGACGCAAUGUGUUUACGUAGGCGGCGCUGUCCUUUGCAUGACGGGAGCGGACAUUUUGUUUUUAUUAUAAUUCUUAGAUAACUCCUCUUUUUGGGGUUUAGGCUACCCUUCCUCUUUUCUCUCUUUCUUUUUCUUUCUUGACUUUCGGCGCAACUUAAAGGACUUUUUAGUUUCCUAGAGAAAUCUGAAGUUUGAGGACAACAACAAUAACGAAAACAAAAAACAACAAUGUAAACAACAGCUCAAUUUAUUCUCACCUGCUGAACUGGAGACUUAAAAUAUUUAUUGAAGGGUCAUAUUGAGGAAUGUAAUACAUGUGGACUGAAAAUGGUACUAAUAUAUUGGCCUUGCUAAAGUACUUACCAUAAUAUCUGUAAUAUAUGAAUAUGAGAAAUGUAUGCACUCACUAACUGUAAGUCGCUCUGGAUAAGAGCGUCUGCUAAAUGACUAAAAUGUAAAUGUAAAAUGUAAAUAUAUGUACUGUAGCGUCUUAUGUCCAGCUACAACAGUACUCACUGUAAUAUCUAUGGCUAGCUACUACAGUACUUACUGUAAUAUCUAAGCCACUAUGACCAUCAAUGUGUCCCUGCAUGCCUUCCGAGUUGGAUGAAGUAGCCCCUAGACACUGAUCUAAGGUCUGUCUAAGGUUUGCAUUAUCCUUCCUUAUGGUUAUGCUUAGGUUUUGGGGAGGUCUGUGGUUAGGGGUAACUUAUACCUUCCCUAACACGCUGGAAUAUAUAUGCAGUGAGAUUUUGUUAUUUUUCUGUUGUAGAAAUUGGGUAACAUUUUAUUUUGAAGGUCUGGUUAUAAACUGCUUAUAAACUGUUACUAGAUAGUUCAUAUAUAGUUUUUUAACCAUUAGUUAACCGCUAUAUCAUUCUAUAUAAUGAUUCAUGUCUUUAUGAAUAAUAGUAGUUUCGGAUGAAAACUAUAUAUAUUACAAAGACCAGUAUGCUGAAUCAUAUAUAGCUAAACCAUGAACAACAUAUAUAAGUUAAGUUGUAUAAUUAAGUUAAAAUAACAUGUAUUUAAUUCAUUCAAUACUGAACAAGCUAUGUAUUAGCCAUUUAAUAGCUAAGUAAUGGUGUUUAUUAUCAGUUAAUUAUCAGCCUUCCAGAUACAGUGUUAGCUAUGAUUGUCCUACUGUACCAAUAGCGUGCUUGUCCUGCUGUUAUUGCUAGAGGCUUUAGUGAUGUACAUGUACGUGUGCCAAGUUUUAAACGACACAUGACGAUUGUGUGUGUGCGCGCAAACGACACUGUGUGCGUGUCGUUCAUUUAAAAUACGUUUAUUGUAUCUUGCCUUGCACUUUACAAAGCGAAACUUAAAGAAAAAAUGUGUGCGUGUAUGUUGUAAAGUGAUCGCUCACUUGUGUUUUUAUUGCUAUGAAAAUGGUCCCUCUCCCUUGUAUUUAUGACAAAUCUAUGCGGAGAUUUAAUGUGUGUUAAUAAUAUGUAAUAUAUAAAUAUAACCAAACGAAUGUUAAAGUAUAUAUAUAUAUAUAUAUAUAUAUAUAUAUAUAUAUAUAUAAAAUAUGUUUAUUCACUUGUCAGUGGUUGUUCUACUGUACAUGUACAUGCUCUAAGGGUUGCAAAAUUCCGGUAACUUUCACAGGUUUUCACAAGAUUUCCAGAUUUUCAGAAGGGAAUACGCAGAAAACCCAGAAAUCCUCUGAGGAUUUUUGGAAACCCGGGAAUUUUGGGAAAGUUUCCAGAAUUUUGCAACCCUUAUGUUCUCACUUUAUCUAAUCUUAUGGAUCUAAUCUUAUGGAAGACUGGAUUCUGAAAAAUUUUGCUACAACGUUACUCCAAUGCUAUGCCAACGAUUCCUUAGCUGCUAGGAUAUCGGUAUUGAACAGUAUUGAAAUCUUGUGUGACAUAAAAUAUAUAGUGGUCAACUGCCAAGGUACUGAGAGGAAUGGAGAACAACGCAACAACAAUGUAACAUGAAAUAUGCCACGGUUGUGUAACAGUAUUUGACGGCAAGUUUUUGUGAACGCACUCCUACAAACUGCACUGGAUGGACUCUGCUGUGCAAUGCUCAAAGCUGGACUCAAUGUUGCACGUUGUUUGUUCAAAGAUGUUUAAUAAUAAUAAUAAUAUUGUGCUGUUAAUUUGUUGUACUGGUUGAUCUCUGUAACCAGGCUGGAAGGUCAGCCUUUGGGCCUAAAAAUUAUUCCUUAAAGUCCUAAGUGUCAAGAUGUUGUAUAUUAUACUAUUUAAUGGUAUAUAUUGAUAAGGAGGGAUGUUAUUGUGAAUCAAAUCUUGAAUUGAAUCUUGAAUUGUGAUCAAAUCUUGAAUUGUGAAACUUUGAACUCAUCAUGUAUUGAACUUGAUUGAGUGUUCCAAAUGUAUAUACAUUAUGCUCCAUCUCAGAGCCUAACCGUUAUUUUGACAGUUAACUCGACAAAAAUGUUUGUUGCCAAUAAGACAGGAAUCAUGCGGGCUAUGAUUUUACUGUUUUACUGCAUAUGAGUAUCAUCAGUGAAUUUAGGCCGGGAUAGAAUCAAAGGCGUGUUGUCGAAAAAGCGCACUGCACUUGACUUUUAAAGGUAAUUUAAGCUUGAGCCACUAUCAAGCGUGCAGCACCCAUCGUGACAGCAGGCCUUCGAUUGAAUUCCGGCGCUAGGCUAUUUAUUUGCGCUAUCCAACUGCCAUUCAUCCAUGUCCCUGAACCCAGAGAAAGAGACAGCAUUCACUGGCUGCUAGCAGGAGGCUGAAAUAAAGCGUGUCCAUCGCU
This is a messenger RNA of Coregonus clupeaformis (lake whitefish), 6712 nucleotides long. RefSeq names its product diacylglycerol kinase delta. The coding region runs from base 253 to 3672 and encodes 1139 amino acids. The record is from RefSeq and is a predicted model, not a curated record. The transcript has 31 exons. Gene Ontology annotation, molecular function: protein binding; ATP-dependent diacylglycerol kinase activity. Gene Ontology annotation, biological process: diacylglycerol metabolic process; lipid phosphorylation; intracellular signal transduction. Lineage: Eukaryota; Metazoa; Chordata; Actinopteri; Salmoniformes; Salmonidae.